AACCAGUUGCUUUCCAAAUCUCCAGUGACAAAUGUUUCAGUAUUAAUUUCAAACUGAGCCAUGGCACAAAUAAAACCACUGAACGCUGAAUUACAAAAACUUGCCAUCGAUGAAUUGGGCGAAGUGCCUGCUCGAAUAGCUGAUGAUUUGCAAGCUCUUAAAUUAUGGAUACAAGCCGAACCGCAUUUAAGGGCUCGAACCGAUGAUCAAUUUUUAAUACAAUUCUUGAGGGGCUGUAAAUAUAGUCUGGAAAGGGCAAAGGAAAAAAUUGACCUAUUCUAUUCGCUGAAGACCAAAUAUCCUUCGAUGUUUGGGUCCAUCGAUGUGGAUGAUGGGAAAUUUCGGACCAUACAUAAUAUGGGCUGCUACAUUGCUUUACCCAAACCCCUGAACGAAAACGGCCCACGCAUUGUGGUCUUCCGUUUCAGUUACAACGCAGCGGAAUACAGUAUUGAUGAUGUCUUCUUACCGGGGGCCGCCAUGCAUGAGGUGAUGAUUUACAAUGAUCCCUAUGCCUGUAUCAAUGGCAUAAUUUACCUUGUGGACUUUGAGCUAGCCACUGGCAGUCAUUUCCUGCAAAUGACUCCGAAUUUUUGCAUGAAACUUUUAUCAUUUUUGGAAAAAUCCAUGCCCUAUAGAGUCAAACACAUCUAUUAUUUGAAUACCUCACCGGCCGCUCAGCAGUUCCUCAAGGCAUUGCUGUUAUUCUUCUCCGAGAAACUUAAACAGAGGAUAACAAUUUUAGGCCAAGACAAAAAGGAAUGGAUCCAACACAUACCAGCCGCCUAUUUACCCCGUGACUUUGGCGGUGAGAAUAGCUCUUGUGAAGAGGCAGCCCGGGAAUAUAAUAAAAUAUGGGAUUCUUACAAGGAAUAUUUCAAGGAGAAUUCCCAAUAUGGCACGGAUGAGAAGCUGCGCCAAGGACAGCCUCUGGAUUUGGAUGGCCUAUUUGGCGUGGGUGGUUCUUUCCGGAAACUGGCAGUAGAUUGAUUCUAAUCGAUUUUGAAGAUAAAUGCCUUAAAUAUUUUUUUCAAUAAUUAAAGGAACAUCCAGCAAAAUAUAAAAUUAGAACUAAAAAUAGAAAACUUUUGUAUUGGUGUUUUGAAAGUUUGCAUCGUAGAGAGGAGACAAGUUACCCCUCUUCCACAUUUUGUUGAAAUUUUCGGAUGAAGAUCCCUUGCGAUCCGUUGAUUUUAGGUAUAUAGUGUGUUUGGCAAUAUUAGAGAUAACUAUAUGGGAAUUAUUUAGGUCAAACAUUUUAACCCUCAAGCGAUUCAACAGAGGGGUAUUUUUGGUUCUUUUUUCAAAAUAUGGUUUAAAACUCCCUUUAAACGGGAUCGUUGCAAGUCAAAAUAAUUUGUCAUAAAAUUCAACUAUAGGUCCUAGUCGACGUCAAAAGUCUAAAUCUUAACUUAAUGUCAGCAAUUUAAAAAAUAUUAAAAAAUUAUUUUAGGGUUAAAGUCGUACUUUAUGUGAGUUUUUACAAAAAUCUCCUACAAAACAUUAUUGUAAUAGGAUGACGUUAAAGACAAAAAUAUUCCUCAUCAAAUUUCACUAUAAGUCACCAAAGGAAAUAUUUUUCUAAUUCCAUUGUA
Molecule: messenger RNA, 1595 nt
Organism: Musca domestica (house fly)
Lineage: Eukaryota; Metazoa; Arthropoda; Insecta; Diptera; Muscidae
Product: retinol-binding protein pinta
Exons: 3
Coding region: 61-990 (309 amino acids)
Cellular component (GO): membrane
Molecular function (GO): phosphatidylinositol bisphosphate binding
Source: RefSeq, a predicted model, not a curated record